AGAGCUGGAGCACCUUUUUAGGGUCUAAUGAAUGGUUGAAAGUGGUAAUCGAUGGGUGUUUAGGGAUUUUGUGUUGUAUAUGAAAUGAAGGCAUUAGUAUUGAGGCAUUUUGUUUUCUCUUCUAUCUGCUUUCAUUCUGCGAGCGACAAUGAGUUCUGCGGGUUCCGGCAGAGGGAAGCCCAAGGCAACCAAAUCCACGUCCCGAUCUCAAAAGGCUGGCCUGCAAUUUCCGGUGGGCAGGAUCGCGCGUUUUCUUAAAGCAGGCAAGUACGCCGAUCGCGUCGGCGCCGGUGCUCCGGUCUACCUUGCUGCCGUUCUCGAGUACUUGGCAGCGGAGGUAUUGGAAUUGGCGGGAAAUGCUGCUAGAGAUAAUAAGAAGAACAGGAUUGUGCCUCGCCACAUACAGCUAGCGGUGAGAAACGACGAGGAGCUGAGCAAGCUUUUGGGCGACGUUACCAUUGCUAACGGCGGCGUUUUGCCCAACAUCCAUCAACAUCUCUUGCCAAACAAGUCCGGAAAGGGGAAGGACAUCGGUUCUGCUUCACAGGAAUUUUAGUUUUCAUUUCGGGUUGGUUACUUUAGUCCUAUGAUCAUCAUAAUCUUUGCCUCUCCAGAAUUUAUUAUUUUUUUUUUUAAUAAAUUUGUUAUUCAUUUGAUAUACAAUCAGGGCUUUAACCCACCUCAAGCUCUGGUAAUCAUGCUUGUUCAAAUGCUAAAGGGUUUGCAUUUAGGGUAUGUACAUACUUAAAAUAAAUGUUUUCUUUUCUAGAGUUUCUGCUUAGACCUACUUCUCAUCAAUUCUCUAACUGAAAUAAAUGGUGCAAUUGCUAUUCAGGG
Molecule: messenger RNA, 837 nt
Organism: Ipomoea nil (Japanese morning glory)
Lineage: Eukaryota; Viridiplantae; Streptophyta; Magnoliopsida; Solanales; Convolvulaceae
Product: histone H2AX-like
Exons: 3
Coding region: 149-556 (135 amino acids)
Cellular component (GO): nucleosome
Molecular function (GO): structural constituent of chromatin; DNA binding; protein heterodimerization activity
Source: RefSeq, a predicted model, not a curated record